Molecule: messenger RNA, 1056 nt
Organism: Pseudogymnoascus verrucosus
Lineage: Eukaryota; Fungi; Ascomycota; Leotiomycetes; Thelebolales; Thelebolaceae
Exons: 1
Coding region: 273-908 (211 amino acids)
Cellular component (GO): cytosol
Molecular function (GO): oxidoreductase activity; FMN binding
Source: RefSeq, a predicted model, not a curated record
CCCUCUCUGUCUCCACGUGCGAGGCAACAAUGGGUAUUGAAAUACCACUUGACCCCGAAAGACACGAAUUCAUGCGCUAUAACAAUUAUUGGGUUGUAUAAUACCGAAUAUCGCUGUGUCGUUUGAUAGAUGCAUUUUCGGUAAAUCUCGCUCUCUAACCUAGUUAACCCAAGUAUUUAAGGACGCAUCUACCCGUAAACAAGUAAACAUCUAUCUACUGAGAAUUUCCAUCGACAAAACCCAACUAGCAACAUUGACUCCCAAACCAAGCCAUGGCUUCCGCUGGCCCCAAGAUCGGUGUCAUCAUCUGCAGCGCCCGCACACCACGCGCCUGUCCGCAGAUUGCCAACUUCAUCAUCGAAACAAUCAAACCCGCCAGCCUACCUACGCCGUCUAAUCUCCAGCCGCCAUCCCUUACAGUGAUCGAUCUCCAAGAAUGGAACCUCCCCAUGUUCAACGAAUCUGCCGUCCCCUCCCAGAUUCACUCUUACACCGAGUACGACCACGCCCACACCCAGAGCUGGAGUCGGGAAAUCCAGCGCUACGACGCCUUCAUCUUCGUGACCCCUCAGUACAACUGGGGUUACCCAGCGGUAGUCAAGAACGCCAUUGAUUACCUAUUCCAUGAGUGGAAAGGCAAGGCGGCCAUGAUUGUGAGCUAUGGCGGGCAUGGCGGCGGCAAGGCCAAUGCGCAGCUGAAGCAGGUGCUCCAGGGGGUACGAAUGAGACCGAUCGAGAAGACGAUCGGGCUGGCGUUUCCAACUAAAGAGCUUCUAGUGAAGGCUUCGAGUGGGGGAGACUUAGAGCUGGUUAGUGGUAGCGGAACGUGGAGCGCUCAGGGGGGGAGUAUCAUCGAGGCUUACAAGGAGCUCUUGGAGGCGGUAUCUGCAGAUGUUGUUUCUCUAUGAAAUCUGAACUAGAAUUCUCCUCACAAACUAGGCCCCACUUGUAUUCGAUUGGAUUUGAUAUCAUAGAAGGAGAAUAUUUGAAUAUAAAUGCUGGCCUAGAGAGUGACGGUCGACUUGAUUAAAAUUUAUAAGAGGCCGAAACAUUAAG